AUGGACUCUCAGCCCAAUGGUACUUCUGCCAACACUGCCCAUUCCUCAGCAUCUGCAUCUGGUGCACAUAACAGUAGCCAGAGCGGUACCAGCAAUAGUAAUUCUCUCUCUGGGGAGAAAUUAGAUGAAGCAGUUACUUACAUGGCAGGUUAUCUGGGGAAGGGAGACCAAGUUGUCCCGUCAGAUAUAGAGUAUCAGAUGGAGUUGGCACUAGCUGCGGCAGGGCCAGAAAGUGAAGCGAAGACACAUAGUAUUCAGUCCAAUAUAUCCCCCUCAACCGGGAACCCUGGAAGUCAAAGUAGCAAGCAGGGUCAUUAA
Tremella mesenterica DSM 1558 is the source of this 318-nucleotide messenger RNA. RefSeq lists its product as uncharacterized. The coding region runs from base 1 to 318 and encodes 105 amino acids. The transcript has a single exon. NCBI's taxonomy places the organism in Eukaryota, Fungi, Basidiomycota, Tremellomycetes, Tremellales, Tremellaceae. The record is from RefSeq and is a predicted model, not a curated record.